Peronospora matthiolae is the source of this 6918-nucleotide messenger RNA. The record is from the annotation of a GenBank genome assembly. Lineage: Eukaryota; Oomycota; Peronosporomycetes; Peronosporales; Peronosporaceae.
AUGGUGGCCCAGGAAGCACCCCCGUCCGGUCCCGUUGGAGGCCCAAACGAAGCAUCGCCUGCACCCCGCAGCGACAGCAACCCACUCACUUAUGCGAGCAUGGAGGAGUACGUGCGUCUUCAGAAGGGCUCUCGGCCCAUCACGUCCGUGCUCAUCGCCAACAACGGCAUCUCAGCCGUCAAGGCUAUUCGCAGCAUCCGCAGCUGGAGCUACGAGAUGUUUGCAGACGAACAUGUUGUUAGCUUCUUUGUCAUGGCUACACCGGAAGACCUCAAGGCCAACGCCGAAUACAUUCGUAUGGCUGAGCACGUUGUCGAAGUGCCCGGUGGAUCGAACAACCACAACUACGCCAAUGUCUCGCUCAUUAUUGAGAUCGCCGAACGGUACAACGUCGACGCUGUCUGGGCGGGAUGGGGCCACGCCAGUGAGAACCCGCUGCUGCCGGACUCGCUGCUUCAGACGGAGCGCCAGACCGUCUUUAUUGGUCCCCCAGCCAAGCCCAUGCGUGCCCUAGGCGACAAGAUUGGCUCCACUAUCAUCGCUCAAAGCGCCAAGGUGCCCACUAUCGCCUGGAAUGGCGACGGCAUGCAAGUCGAUUAUAAGGCACACGACGGCAUCCCCGACGAGAUUUACAACGCGGCUAUGCUGCGCGAUGGCCAGCACUGUCUUGACGAGUGCAGGCGUAUUGGCUUUCCCGUCAUGAUCAAGGCCAGUGAGGGCGGAGGUGGCAAGGGCAUUCGUAUGUGCCACGAAGAAUCCCAGGUGCCCAGUGCCUGGGAGGCCGUGCGUGGUGAAAUUCCUGGAUCGCCCAUCUUUGUCAUGAAACUGGCGCCCAAGUCACGCCACUUGGAAGUGCAGCUGCUCGCCGACACCUUUGGCAACGCCAUUGCUCUUAGCGGCCGUGACUGCUCUGUGCAGCGUCGCCACCAGAAAAUUGUAGAGGAAGGACCCGUGCUUGCCCCUAGCGAGGAGGUGUGGGAAAAGAUGAUGCGCGCCGCUACUCGCCUUGCCAAGGAGGUCGAGUACGUGAAUGCCGGUACAGUUGAGUACCUAUUCAGCGAGCUACCGGAGGACAAUGGCAAUUCGUUCUUCUUUUUGGAGUUGAACCCGCGUCUGCAAGUGGAGCACCCGGUGACGGAGAUGAUCACUCACGUGAACCUGCCGGCGGCUCAGUUGCAAGUUGCGAUGGGCAUCCCGCUAUACUGCAUCCCGGAUGUGCGUCGCUUGUACAACAAAGACGCCUACGAGACGACCCCUAUCGAUUUUGACACGGAAAAGCAGAAGCCUCCGCAUGGCCACGUAAUUGCAGCGCGUAUUACGGCAGAGGACCCAAAUGCUGGCUUCCAGCCGACCAGUGGAGCUAUUCAAGAGCUAAACUUUCGUAGUACGCCCGACGUCUGGGGGUACUUCUCAGUGGAUUCGUCUGGUCAGGUGCACGAAUUCGCCGACUCGCAGAUUGGUCACCUGUUCUCAUGGAGUCUGACUCGUGAAAAAGCUCGUAAGAAUAUGAUCCUUGCGCUGAAAGAGCUGUCCAUUCGUGGUGAUAUCCAUACGACUGUCGAGUACAUCGUGAACAUGAUGGAGUCGGACGAUUUUAAGUACAACCACAUCUCAACAUCGUGGCUGGAUGAACGUAUUUCACACCAUAACGAGGUGCGUCUGCAAGGUCGCCCUGACCCCCUGAUGGUGGUUUUUGUCGGUGCUGUGUGCUGUGCGUAUCAGGCAUCGAACAAGCUUCAAGAGGAGUACGUCAGCCAAAUCGAGCGUGGUCAGCUGCCUCAUAACGACUUUUUGUCGCAAAAGGAGGCGCUGGAACUUAUUUACGAGGGCAUCAAGUACAACAUCAUGGCGUGCCGCAGCGGUCCAAUCCAGUUCACACUGUUUUGCAACGACUCCUACGUGCAGGUAGAGAUUCGAACGCUAUCGGACGGUGGUUUUCUUGUCUUGUUAAACGGCAAGUCACACGUUGCGUACGCAACUAAGGAAGCACAGGGUCUACGUCUCGUUGUUGACAGCCACACGUGCGUGUUCACUAAGGAGUACGAUCCGACUCGCUUGGUGACGAACACAGCCGGUAAGCUUGCUCGCUACUUGGUAGACGACGGCGCUAGUCUGCGUCGUGGUAUGCCGUAUGCUGAGAUUGAGGUGAUGAAGAUGUACAUGCCGCUGUUGACGCCGGAAGCUGGUGUCAUUCGACUGCUAAAGUCUGAGGGUGCUGUCCUGGCACCCGGUGAUUGCAUUGCUACGAUGGAACUCGAUGAUCCGUCGUGCGUAAAAAAGUCCGACGUAUACGUGGGCAAACUUCCGUCGUCGGAGAAUGUGAACGGAAAUAGCACGAAGGCCGUGCACAAGAUGCGCAAGGCGUUGGCGCUUUUGAAGAGUGUGCUUCAAGGCUACUUUGCUCCGGAUGACCUCACACAAAAAGCACUUACCGACUUAUUUCAAGUACUGAAAAAUCCCCUGUUGCCUGUGGAGGAGAUCAAGGAGGCUAUGUCGUCGUUGGCUGGCCGCAUUCCGCUUGACGUGUUCGCGAAGAUUACAGACAAGAUUCAGACAUUUAAGAAAGCGGUGGUUGAGGAACCUACGGCUACCCACGAGUUUAACGUGGCGGAGGUGGUUGACAUACUCCACGAGCACAAACAAACGCUCACGACGGACCGUCAGCGCUCGGACUUUGAGGCCUCUGUGCUGAAACUACGCGAUAUAGCCGUGAAGUACAAGCACGGCCUGCAGUCUGGCCAAGAAGGUAUACUGACAGAGUUGGUCAACGAGUACUUCAUGGUUGAGACCGUGUACGCGAACUCGCACAACGUUGAAGAUGUGGUGAUGACUCUGCGUCAACAAAACUCGGCUGAUCUGAACAAGGUCUACGCAUUUGCUCGUUCCCACCAAGCACUAGAAGCGAAAAAUAAGCUACUGCUGCAGCUGCUUGUCCAGAUGGCACGCGACACCCCUUUCAAGUCGAUGAAGACGUCAGCGUUUGUGCCGCUUCUUGAGAAGCUUGCUACACUCAAGGAAAAGCAGUAUUCGCUGGUAGCUCUGGAGGCGCGCCAGCUCCUGAUUGACAACAAAAUGCCUUCCUACCGCGAUCGUCUCAACCAAGUGGAGAAGGUGCUCACCAGCUACAUUGCUGACGACUCAUCUACCGAUCUAGCUACUGCUUGCAGCAAUCUUCUCGAUCAGUCGCAGCCGCUCUUUGACCUGCUCAUCUCGCUCCUCGAUCACGAGGAGCAACGAGUCCGCGAAUUGGCUCUUGAACUGUACGUGCUGCGAGUGUACCGCUCGUACAUUAUUGAGUCUAUGGAGACCAUGACCUUCAACGACAUCUUUGCGAAGACGUUUCAGUUCAAGUCACCCGUCGUCGAUGCAUUAGCCGUCGGAGUCUCGCCUGCUGAAAGCUAUGACGACCUAUCAAGUCUACUGCGUCGCAACAGCUCUGCUAGCUCGCUGGACUCGCACAAUUCGGACAGUAGCGAAGAGCGGGAAAUGGUUGAGAAACCGCUUGCCAAGCCUGUCGAGACUUAUCAGAAGAUAUCCGCAGACUCCGAGCGUCAUGGCGCCAUCGUUCGUGUUGCAAACCUAGCGAGUUUUAAGACGUCGUUCACGGAUAUUAUGGCCCUGUUUCCGCUUGCGAAGAAGACGUUAUCGGUGAGGAGAGACCCGCUCGUGAAUGUCCUGCAUAUUCUUUUAGUGGACGAGCACUUGGACGAGACGGAUUUAUUGGAACAGGCUCAGUCCUACCUCAAGUCGGUGGACCAGGACUUACGCGCGCACAAUAUCCGUCGUGUGACGUUUUCAGUGCGCCCGCAGAACAUCGAAAGCGUAUCCGUACACAACGCUGAUAUGGCUCUGUACCCGAGCAUUUAUACUUUUCCUGGCCGUCUCAAGUAUAGCGAAGACACGAUAUUACGCCAUAUCGAAGCUCCGCUUGCCUAUAAGCUGGAACUGCGUCGUUUACAAAACUACAGCGUCACCCCGUUGGCGUCGGAGAACAAGAACAUGCACUUGUACCUGGCCAAGAUUAAGGAAUCAGACUCGCAUAUCGUGACUGAUCGCUUCCAGCGUAUCUUCGUUCGUGCCGUCGUGCGCCAACUUGACCACGAUGGCAGUGGCUCUCGUUCGCAGUAUGACGCCUACCCUGGCCCGGAACGCUCACUCGUUGACGCUCUGAACGCCCUGGAGGUGAACUUGUCGAACCCUCUUGUGAAGAAGUCGUCGCUACCGACGAAGAACAACCACGUGUACCUGAACAUCCUACCGCAGGCUAUCGUAGACCCGCAGUACCUUGAGGGUGUGAUUCGCAUUCUAGCCUACCGCUAUGCCGAGCGUUUGGAACAGCUGGGUGUGUCAACAGUUGAGCUCAAGAUCAUAGCACGAUUCAACAGCGAAGCCACGGCGAUCCCUGUGCGCCUCGUGGCAGAGAAUCCGACAGGCUAUGUGGUUCGAGUACAAGCAUAUGUUGAGGCUGCUGGUCACGAUGAGCCAAUCUUUACUUCCAUCGGUGACGAGACUCACGGUGAGCUUGAUGGUAUGCCAGUCACGACGCCGUACCCUGUUGUGUUCCCGUUCGACAAGAAGCGUCAGAUGGCUAAGGCGAUGUCGAAUACGGUGUACGUGUAUGACUUUCUCGAGCUUAUUGAGUACAACCUGCUACGUCAGUGGCGCAAGUACGUGCAGCAGCGUGCCCGCGGUGGCGGCUCAAAGAUCACCAUCCCAAACCUGCUCAUGGAGACGCGCGAGCUAAUCCUCGAUUCGACGGGCAAUGCUCUCACAGAGACAUCACGCCCUCGCGGUCAGAAUAGCAUUGGUAUGGUGGCGUGGCUACUGACGCUGUACACCCCGGAGUUUCAUGACGGACGUGAGAUCAUCGUUAUUGCCAACGAUAUUACGUUCAAGGCUGGCUCUUUCGGUACUCGCGAAGACACGCUGUUUGACUUAGCGUCGAAGCUGGCCCGCUCGAAGGGCAUCCCUCGUUUUUUUUUCUCUGCAAAUGCUGGCGCUCGUAUCGGUAUGGCCGAGUCGAUCAAGGCUUUGUACAAGAUCUGCUGGAAGGACGACGCGAAUCCGACCAAGGGCUUCGAGUACCUUUAUCUCACAGCUGAAGAUUAUACGAAUGCCGCGCGUGAGGGCGCUGUCAACGCAGAGCUGCUGGUCACCAGGUCCGGCGAGGAGCGCUAUGUGCUCAAAGACAUUGUAGGUCGCGAGGUCGAUUUGGGUGUAGAGUGCCUGCGUGGCAGCGGUACCAUCGCUGGUGAAACGUCGCGGGCCUAUCAAGAUGUGUUCACACUAACGUACGCCUGCGGCCGUAGUGUCGGUAUCGGUGCCUACCUGGUUCGUUUAGGCCAACGCACCGUGCAAAAUGCUACGCAUUCACCGAUCAUUUUGACCGGUUAUCAGGCCCUGAAUAAGCUCAUGGGCAAGGAAGUGUACACCUCAAACGACCAGCUGGGUGGUGUGAAGAUUAUGCACACGAAUGGUGUGACGCACUUGACGUCGAAGAACCACCUGUCGGGUAUCUACUCGAUUCUCGAAUGGUUAAGCUUCGUACCGGCGGUUCGCCGCGGUCCCCUGCCUAUACGUGACUUGGUGGGAAUGGACGAGCUCGAGCGCACUGUGGAUUUCUGUCCUAAGGACAAGAGUACACAGUACGAUCCGCGUGCGCUGUUGGCAGGUAAGGUUGACGAGGUGGCGGGCAAGUGGGUGUCGGGGCUCAUGGACAAAGAUUCGUUCCGUGAGACGCUUGCCGGCUGGGCCAAGAGUGUGAUUGUUGGACGUGCCCGUCUUGGUGGUAUUCCUUGCGGUGUGGUGGUCACGGAGGUGCGCACUUCUGAGAAAAUUAUCCCGGCUGACCCGGCAGCGCCUGCGUCACAGGAAAAUUUGAUGCAGCAGGCUGGUCAGGUGUGGUUUCCCGACUCGGCUCACAAGACUGCUACUGCCAUCAAGGACUUCAAGGGCGAGGAUUUGCCGCUAUUUAUCCUGGCCAACUGGCGUGGAUUCUCCGGCGGUCAGCGCGACAUGUUCGAUGAGGUGCUCAAGUUUGGUGCUGCCAUCGUGGAUGGUCUUGUCAACUACGAGCAGCCAGUAUUUGUGUACAUACCACCAUUUGCUGAGCUACGUGGUGGCGCCUGGGCCGUGGUGGACCCAACCAUUAAUGAAGGCGUCAUGGAGAUGUACGCAGACCCGCAGGGUCGUGGUGGUGUGCUGGAGCCUGCUGGUCUCAUCGAGAUUAAAUACCGCAAAAUGCAGCUUCUACAGACAAUGCAUCGUCUUGAUGACAAACUCAAGCAGCUCACUGCCCGACUGGCCGAGCUGUCGCCCGCAGAAAAGGAGACUGAAGGUGCUAACCUAACGGCUAAGAUCAAGUCCCGUGAGGACACCCUACUACCGAUCUAUGUACAAGUAGCCACGGAGUUUGGUGACCUUCAUGACACACCCGGUCGCAUGAAGUCCGUGGGCUGCAUUCGUCAAAUUGUGCCCUGGUCAAACUCGCGCAAAUUUUUCUACUGGCGUUUAAAGCGUCAGCUCGCAGAAUUUUCUCUACGCCGCCAGGUCGUGGCCGCCAGCGCUGGCGGUCCUCGUUCAUCGACGUUCGUCAGCUCCGAGCAAAUUCUUAAGGGCUGGUUCACAGAGGCUGUGAACGGUGGCCGUGUGCCUCGUCAACAGAACGUGUCCGUGUCCGAUCUUUGGUCGCACGGUGACUGUGAUGUGCUUCUGUGGCUGUCAAGUGACAAGGAAUGGAUCGCUUCGCGUGUGGCUGAUCUCCGCCAGGAGCAGAUGGCCUCGCAGGUUGUUGAAAUAGGCCGCAAGGACCCCAAGGCUGCGGUGGCUGGCAUUUUGGAAGUGCUGAAUUUGCUGAAUGAUAAGGACCGCGAGGAGGCCAUCGCCGCUUUGCGUCGUGGUUCAAUUUUCCACAAGUAA